Molecule: messenger RNA, 5254 nt
Organism: Drosophila serrata
Lineage: Eukaryota; Metazoa; Arthropoda; Insecta; Diptera; Drosophilidae
Gene: raptor
Product: regulatory associated protein of MTOR complex 1
Biological process (GO): regulation of autophagy; TORC1 signaling; positive regulation of cell growth
Cellular component (GO): TORC1 complex; cytoplasm
Molecular function (GO): protein-macromolecule adaptor activity; protein binding
Source: RefSeq, a predicted model, not a curated record
CAGCGGAAAACCUGCGAGCACACUGUACCGUAAAUGCGUAUUUCCUUCACCGUGGUUAUUAUUUUUUUUUAACUAUCCACAAACACAGCAUCAUACACACUCAGCGCCCACACAGCGCAAAACGUAACGACGAUUUUCCGCCUCUGUUUUGGCCAGCGCGAGACCCUUGAGUGGCGUCGCGGCCGCGUGUUUCCGUGCACUUUACGCAUCGUUUUCCAUUCUGUGUGCGGGGAAAUGGGCCGCCGCGAUCCGUAGUAGUCGUGAAACGUGCGAGAAGCAGCGGAGGGGCGGCUAACGGGGAGGGAGAAGAAGAAGGCAAAGGCGAGAAGUGCUAAAAGUGUUUGGGGUUAUGUGCAAGAUUCCCCUCGGAGGGACUUUCAGCUGGUGGAAUCGGGAAGGCAAAAUCGGAGACGUAGACGUAAUCACAGACUCAACUCGCUAAUUGCGCGAAAGCCACUCCAACGCCAACGCCAGCAGCGGCAGCAAGUGCAUUUGCAGCUGCAGCUGCGGCAGUGAACGGCACGGCCCGUACCAGGAACCAGAAGUAAAAGGAGAAAGACAAACACAAAACAGCAAACGUGAAGAGCGCCGCCGGGAAAAUGCUGGAGUCCCAUUACAACGCCAUGCUCAGUACUGUGGCCUCUGCCUCGGGCGCCGUCGCCUCCGUCUCUGCCUCUGCCUCUGCUGCCGCCUCAGCCUCUGCUGCAGCCGCCGCCUCCGCUGGCGACGACAACAAUAGCCACAGCAAAUCGAGCAGCAGCAGUAACGGCAGCUCCGUGGAAAUUAUUGGCAGCCAGGAGGUGUCCAUUGUCAGUCAGAUGGCCAUGCCCAUAUCACGCGGCCAGGAGGCACCGCCCAGUGGCCAGGAGACACCUCUAAGCGACGAGGAGGUAAACUAUCCGUGGAAAAUACAGAUUUUCUGUAGUGAACUGCUGCGCGACGACCAGUGCCCCCUGUCCCUGACGGCCAAGCGUCACAAGGAGAUUAUCCAGUCCAUGCAGUACGAGCGGCAGCCCUGGCGCAUCCGGGAGCGCAUGAAAACGGCCAGCGUUGCUCUGGUGCUUUGCCUGAACAUUGGUGUCGACCCACCGGAUGUGGUAAAAAUCCAGCCGUGCUCGCGUCUCGAGUGCUGGAUAGAUCCCAGCUCAGUGUCGCCGCCCAAGGCCAUGGAGCAGAUUGGGAACAACCUGCAAAUGCAGUACGAGAGAUGGCAGCCGCGGGCACGCUACAAAAAGUGUCAUGAUCCCACCGUCGACGAUGUGAAGAAGCUGUGCACCUCGUUACGCCGCAAUGCCAAGGGCGAACGCAUCCUGUUCCACUACAACGGCCAUGGGGUGCCCAAGCCGACGGCCAAUGGAGAGAUUUGGGUGUUCAACAAGACCUUUACCCAGUACAUACCGCUGAGCAUCUUCGAGCUAAUCACCUGGAUGUCCGCGCCCUCGAUUUACGUAUACGACUGUUCCAAUGCCGGGAUCAUCAUCAACUCAUUCCAGCCAUAUGCGGAGCAGCACGAACACGAACUGGAGAAGGCCCUGGCCGCCGCCCUGCAGCGCAGUGGAGUGCAGCAGCUAGCGCCGGGAUUAGUGGCCGGUGCCGCCAACCAGGUUCAGCUGCCCAAUCAGCUGGUCAGCUACAAGAAUUGCAUUCACCUGGCCGCCUGUGCGGCCAAUGAGAUUCUGCCUAUGAACGCCCAGCUGCCGGCCGACCUAUUCACCAGCUGCCUGACCACACCCAUUAACAUAGCCCUCAAGUGGUAUGCAAUGCAAGAGAAGCUGGGCAUGGUGCCGCGCAUCCAGAGCGAGCUGAUCGACAAGAUACCAGGAAAGGUCAACGAUCGUCGCACCAUGAUGGGAGAACUCAACUGGAUCUUCACCGCCAUAACGGACACGAUAGCAUGGAAUACGCUGCCCCGCGAGCUGUUUCAGCGCCUGUUCCGCCAGGACUUACUCGUGGCGAGCCUGUUUCGCAACUUUCUGCUAGCCGAACGCAUCCUGCGUAGCCACGACUGUACACCGGUGUCGCUGCCCGCUCUGCCUCCCUGCUAUCGGCAUCCGAUGUGGAAGGCCUGGGACCUGGUAGUGGAUCUUGCCCUGCAGCAACUGCCGGACAUUCUUGAUCACAAUGCACCGUACCGCCAGUUGCCCUUCUUCGAGCACCAGUUGACCGCCUUCCAAGUGUGGCUGGACAGUGAAUCGGAGUCACGAACGCCGCCGGAGCAGCUGCCCAUAGUGCUGCAGGUGCUGCUCUCGCAAGUUCAUCGCCUGAGAGCUCUGGAACUGCUGGCCCGCUUUCUGGAUCUGGGUCCCUGGGCCGUCAAUCUCGCCCUGGGCGUGGGCAUCUUUCCCUAUGUGCUCAAACUGCUGCAGAGUUCAACGCGUGAGUUGCGGCCGGUGCUAGUGUUCAUUUGGGCUAAGAUCCUGGCCGUCGAUCCCAGCUGCCAGGUGGAUUUGGUCAAGGAAUACAAAUAUUUCCUGUCCGUGCUGCAAGAUACCUCUGUCUCUAAGGAGCACCGCACCCUGUCCGCCUUCGUUCUCGCCUCCAUCGUGCACAACUUCCUGCUGGGUCAGACGAGCGCCCUGCAGGGUCCAUUGCUGUCCAUUUGUUUGGAGCAGCUCAACGACGGCAGCUGGUUGUUGCGCCAGUGGCUAGCCAUCUGCCUGGGCAUGCUGUGGCAGAACUUCGAGAAGGCGCGCUGGUCGGGUGCCCGUGAUUUGGCACACGAGAAGCUUUACGUCCUGCUGCGGGAUUCGAUUCCAGAAGUGAGAGCCGCGGCCGUCUUCGCUCUGGGCACCUUCAUCAGUUCUGUGACGGACCGCAGUGAGGAGCAAGCCAACAAUAUUGAUCGUAUCAUAGCCAUCACCAUGCUGGAGACCGUAGGCGAGGAUAUGUCACCGCUGGUGCGCAUGGAACUUGCCGCCGCCCUGCAGUGGAUGGUUCUACUCUUUGAGUCGCAGUUCGUGGCCGUCUAUCUGGCGGAACACAUGCGUGGCCAUGCGUCUGCGUCUUCGUUUGUGAUGUGCGGCGACCCCCGGGACCUGGCCUCGUCAACGCACAGUCUGGAGCGUCAUGUGACCAUGCGACGUGGCGCCAGCUCUAGCUCCAUAUCCAACAUGGGCGGUGCCUCGGGCACUGCGAGCAGUGGCUACUCGUCUGGCACUUCGGUGCGCUCCAAAAGCGGCUCGGGAGCCAGUUCAGCGGCAGGAGCGGCUGGCGGUACCAACACCAUACCCUUCCAGUCGAUCUUCACCAAACUGUGGCUUGGCAUUUGCAAUCUCGCCCAGGAUCCCUUUCCACGUGUUGCUGCGAUAGCUCAAGAGAUUGUGGAUCAUGUCAGAGACACCGCUCUGUGCCCCAUUAUGGCUGCCAAGGAGGCCACCAUGGCCACGGCCACGGAGAAGUGCAGCAGCCUUAGCGUGAGCCUUCCACCCAGUCCAAAUACCAGGGGCAACUACCUAGGCGGCGGAGGAGCGGGCGGAGCAGGUGCGGCCGGAGAAUCCCCGCCAGUGGGAGCGGCUGCAUCAGGCGCCAGUCAUUGGGCCCAAAAGCUGCGACUAUCGGGCAGCGGUGGUGUAGCCGGAGCUGCCGGAGAUCCACAGGCAAUCCUGCAGCGCAAGCUGCGCACCAGCUCGAUCAACGAUGAGACUGACAGUGGACUUGGCUAUUCCCGAGGAUCGGGAGCCGCUGGCGCCGGCUUGGGACUGCCCAGCGGGCCCAGGGAGAGCACCCACUCGGCUAGGAGCAGCGGUAGCGAGAGCAAUCAGUACAUGGAGCCCGGACACUGUCUGACGCCCAUUGUGCAAACGGAAUUCAUACCCUGGGCCAUUUCCUACUUCACACGGCCGGGCAAGGAGCGCUACAGCAGCGCCGAGGGAGCGGCCGAGGAGGGACGCCAGCGUUUCCCUGUCGAUCGGAACUCCACAGAGCUGCGGAGACGACGGAGCCGGUAUCUACGCAACGACUACGUACGAAGGCUGGCACGCCGCCAGCAGCAGGAGCAGAGUGAUCGCUUUGCCUACGACGUGUGCGUGUGGAACCGGAAGACACAGUUCACACCCUCCAUCGUAAAGCUGCUGCCAUACGAGCCACAGAUUGCGGUGGCCUACCGGGAAAAGGUUCUGGUGUACGACUUCCAGUGGAACUCAGUGCGAACGUACGGCGCCGAGGCUAUGGGAGGUACCAGCACUGGCAAUAGCUCUGGAUCAGGCUCUGGCUCCGGAUCAUCCUCGUCGCUUAACGGCAGCACGCCUCGCAAGUCGGGCCCGUCCUCGACUUUUGCCCGUGUGAGCAGCAUUGAAUUCAUUAACGCCCAGGAUCAGGCCCUCAAGCUGGUGGCCCACGAUGACGGUGUGGUUCGAGUCUGGCAAUCCUCUCCACCAGCCAACUCUGCCCCUGAGGAUCCGCCAGCCAAGGCGCGACUGAUUACCGCCUGGACAGCCCUUGGGCUGCCCACUGUACAGGGCUACCGCCAACGUAAUAUCGCCUCAGGCGGAAGCAUUGGCAAGGGUGCAGAUGCCUCGAGCUUACUCUCCGGCGGUUCCGGAACUGGGAGCAUCGUUACCACGUGGCAGCAGUGCAAUCAACAUUUGGUGGUGGGUGGCGGUGGCUGUCGAUUCAUUCGAAUAUGGGACUUGGAGAAGGAGCUUAAGGUCAUCGAUAUACCGCUGGGACGAAGCGAAACCAGCGCCCGUGUGCUGGCCUCCUACCUGCCCAAUAUGCGCUGCGAUGUAAUUCUCGCCGGCUGCGAAGAUGGCAGCGUGCGGCUGUUUGACAGCCGCUGUUCCCUGCAAUAUUCCCCAAUCGUUGUGCACCGGCGCCACAGUGCGCCCAUUCUACACGCCAGCCUGCGAGCCAAUAAUCCGGUCCUGGUCAGCGGUUGCUCCGAGGGACGCAUCAGUGUGAUGGACAUGCGGGCGGGUGCCGGCAACCGUGUGCUAUACGAAUGGGAUGCCGGCGGUGAUGUGACAGCGAUAGCUAGUCACCAGAUAGCGGACAGGGUAGCUUGCGGCAAUGCCUCAAAGAUUGGCAUCUAUUCGAUGGAUGGACGCGUCCAGAAGGUGCUGCGGACGAACGAGGGCUUCAUUGGCCCGAAAAUUGGCCAUCCCACCUGCUUGUCAUUCCACGCGUACAAGGUGCAGCUGGCGGUGGGCUUCGUGGACAACACUGUGGCCAUCUACAGUCCCACGCCAGUUCUAUAAGCGCUGUGGCAGGUGGCAAACUGACGUCGAUAAGAAUCCCGAAACAUUGGUUAACGCAC